Alligator sinensis (Chinese alligator) is the source of this 2088-nucleotide messenger RNA. RefSeq names its product coiled-coil domain containing 189 (gene CFAP119). The transcript is spliced from 7 exons. The coding region runs from base 1036 to 1989 and encodes 317 amino acids. NCBI's taxonomy places the organism in Eukaryota, Metazoa, Chordata, Crocodylia, Alligatoridae. The record is from RefSeq and is a predicted model, not a curated record.
UCCCGAGCUUCCAGCGCUUAUUAGCCUCUUUCUUCUGAGGACCGUGACUCCCCUGUUUAGCCAAGACGGCUUCCCAGCCCUUCCGGUACCUUUUCUCCGCGUGGGAACAGACUUCCUUUGUGCUUCAAGGAUCGUGUCCUUCAGGAGCAACCACUCCUCGUGCACACCUUUGGCCUGCAGUCCCUGGCCCCGCAGCACUUCCCCUGCUGGUGACCUGAGCUUGUGGGAAUACAUGUGCCUAUAUUGUAUAAAUCCACACAGCAUUAACUACACAGAACACAUGCAGCUUGAAACACACACAUAAUAUAUUAUAUUAAACCCCCCACAAAUACACACUUGUAGCAUUAAACAUAUACGUACACAAACAUCUAUAAAUACAGACACGCACACACAAGCCAUGGAGCACAAAAAUACAGACACUAUGCAACUAUACACACGCAAAUACCAUGAAAUACACAAAUACUACACACACGCGCAAAUACUAUAAACACAGAUACAGACAGUGCACACACACACAUACAGAAAUACCAUAAAAUAGACAAAUGCACAGAUGUUACAUACACAAAUACCAUAAAUACGCAAAUACAGACACCAUACACACGCACACAAAUACCAAUAUGCAGACACUACACCCCCCCCACAUAUAUCCAUACACACACCCAUGUGUCCCUGCCUUUCCCCACCCGCGGGUGCUAGCGCUGGGCCCCAUCCAUGAUCGGGUUGGCAUCCCCAGGUGGACUGGCCAGGGCACCCCUGAUGGGGCUGGGCAUCCACCCCCUGCCCUGGGCCGCGAGUCACCCCUGCAGCACAGAGCACCCCCAUUCCCCUUAGCGAACCCCAGCCUUGUUACCCAGGCAUCUGGGCCUGCCCCAUUCCAUCCUGCUCUCUCACAGGGGCCCUGGAGGGGGGUGCCUGCACCCCACAAAUUAUGCCCCACUCCAGCAUCCAUGCCUCCAUGCCCAGGCUCACACCUGCCUCCCUUUCUUGUAGCCCCAGCACCAUGAAGCCCAGAUCUGCAUGUGGUGAGUAUGGGGCAUGGGGCAGCUCCACCCCAGAGCCAGCUGCAUCACAGCACCCCUCUACCUAGGCCAGUGCCCCACCCCUGAGUCAGCAGCAUCACAACACCCCUGUACCCAGCCUUCAAUGCCCCACCCCAGAGUCAGCUGCAUCGCAGCACCCCUGUACCCAUCUCAGUGCCCCACCCCAGAGCCAGCCACAUCACAGUGUCAGCGCAACUCUGCCUGCUGCAGGAAGUACCUGGAUGUUCACUCUAUGGACCUCAUCAACCAGACCCGGACCAUAGAGGAGAUGAGGGGGGUGCUAGCAGAGGUGUUGCAGCUGGACGGGGGGGCACAGGGCGGGCGAGCCGCCAUCCUGCUGGACCUUUACACCCACGCGCUGUGGUUCGGGCGGGAGCAGGGCUUCACCCCCGAGCAGGCCUCUGCCCUCUUCUCCAUCCUCCAUGACACCCACCAGGCCUGCACCGAGACUCCGCUGCCUAACCUGGAUGAGUGUCUGAGCUACUUCCGCCGUCUGCUGCUCUGCCACUGCGUGCGGCGCCCACCGUUCAGCAUUGACCUGUUCAGCCCCUGGCAGGCAGCCGCGGUCGAGGACUACGUGCAGAACACCUAUUUCCACCACUUCAAGCUCUACAAGUUCGCCUUCACACCCCAGGUGCGCCUGGAUGUGACCCUGAGGUACGUGGGGCUGCCUCAGCCAGUGCCCACCCCGGAGGCAGGCCAGGCCAGGGAGGGUGCCCUCACCCCGGAGUUGCAGCAGGAGCCAGAGGAGGAGACCAGCCCCCCAGCUCCCCCUGAAAGCCCCCGGGCCCCGCUGCGGACCUACAUCAAGGCGGAGCUAGGUCAGGCGCUGGGGGCAGCGCGGCAGGACCUGCUGGAGCAGAUGCGGGGCAGCGAGCAGCGCUUGGGCGCCCGCCUGGCCCAGCUGGAGCAGGGCCCAGGCCCCCAGCCCAGGGGCAGGAAGAAGUGAGGUGGGGGUCAAUAAACACACUUGCCCCCCACUCAGUGUCUGCACCUGGUGGUGGCCCCUGAGACUCAGCCCCCCAGGCCAGAGCCCCCCUUUCCGUCC